This is a messenger RNA of Helianthus annuus (common sunflower), 738 nucleotides long. RefSeq lists its product as uncharacterized. The transcript has a single exon. The record is from RefSeq and is a predicted model, not a curated record. The coding region runs from base 1 to 738 and encodes 245 amino acids. NCBI's taxonomy places the organism in Eukaryota, Viridiplantae, Streptophyta, Magnoliopsida, Asterales, Asteraceae.
AUGUUUUUGGUUGGACCCUUGAACGAAUCGCUAAAGACUAGGUUCCCGAAUCUCUUUGGUUUGGAGUUGGUUAAAAGCUGUUUGAUCAAAGAACGCAUCGCUGGGGAGGGGAUUUGGCUGUGGCGACAGGAUCCGACUGAGGAAGACGAAUCUGUUGAGCUGAACGAUCUUAUGGAUUUGCUUUGGAAUAUUUCUUUGACCAGCAGGAGUGAUGGCUGGCAUUGGCUCGGUAAUAACUCAGGGACUUUCAGCGUUGGAUCGGUCAAGUCUCUCAUUAUCAACUCGUUUGAUUUUAGCUCCAGGUACGUCAUGAAGUGGUGCUCAUGGGUCCCGAUUAAAUGCAAUCUUUUCGCUUGGAAAGCUGAAAUGAACAUGAUUCCUACCGCCGAGGCUUUAAAAAAUAGAGGUAUGCUUAUUACCGAUGAGGUUUGUCCGUUAUGUAAUUCCGCGGAAGAAACGGUGGACCAUCUGUUCACCUCGUGUAUUGUCUUCUCGGUUAUUUGGCAUAAGGUGUGUUUAUGGAGCCGUGUCCCUCUGUUCUAUGCUUUUUCUUUUCGUGACCUUCUUGAGAUGCAUAACCACUGUGGCAAAAAGAACGAGGAAAAAGAGGUAUUCCAUGGAAUUAUUCUGAUUACGUGCUGGUGUGUUUGGAAGGCUAGAAAUGACUUGAGGUUUAACGGCGUGAAUUUUAAGAUUGAAAAUAUUUUCAGCGAUAUUAGAUCUUUAGGCUAUCUUUAG